Molecule: messenger RNA, 1564 nt
Organism: Pyrus x bretschneideri (Chinese white pear)
Lineage: Eukaryota; Viridiplantae; Streptophyta; Magnoliopsida; Rosales; Rosaceae
Product: alcohol dehydrogenase
Exons: 9
Coding region: 44-1354 (436 amino acids)
Biological process (GO): formaldehyde catabolic process
Cellular component (GO): cytosol
Molecular function (GO): S-(hydroxymethyl)glutathione dehydrogenase [NAD(P)+] activity; zinc ion binding
Source: RefSeq, a predicted model, not a curated record
AUGUAGAACCAGGGACUAAACUCCUAUCAAUUGAAAUCAAGGAAUGGUUUUGGUUUCUCCCGCUCCCCACUUGCACUUAUCCAUAUGGAAAUAUCCGUACAAGUUGACUUUUAUUUCUCACCACCCAAAAAAAUUAAACACUUCAAACUGUUGUUAUAAAGAGCUUGAAGAGUUUCAGUUUCAUCAAGUGUUUAUUGGAUUCAAAGGAAGAAUGUGUGAUACUGCCGGUCAGGUCAUACGCUGCAGAGCUGCUGUAGCUUGGGAAGCAGGGAAGCCACUGGUGGUUGAAGAAGUUGAGGUGGCACCACCACAAGCAAAUGAAGUUCGCUUGAAGAUCCUUUUUACGUCUUUGUGCCACACUGAUGUCUACUUCUGGGAAGCCAAGGGACAAAACCCUUUAUUUCCUAGAAUUUAUGGUCAUGAGGCAGGAGGGAUUGUGGAGAGUGUUGGUGAGGGCGUGACGGAUCUGAAAGCCGGCGACCAUGUCCUGCCGGUAUUCAUGGGGGAAUGCAAGGACUGCGCUCACUGCAAAUCAGAAGAGAGCAACAUGUGUGACCUCCUCCGGAUAAACACUGACAGGGGAGUGAUGCUCGGUGAUGGAAAAUCAAGAUUUUCAAUCAAAGGCAAGCCUAUCUACCACUUUGUUGGGACAUCCACCUUUAGUGAGUACACUGUUGUUCAUGUUGGCUGCGUUGCCAAAAUCAAUCCCUCGGCGCCUCUAGACAAAGUCUGUCUCCUCAGUUGUGGAAUCUCCACAGGUCUCGGAGCUACUCUAAAUGUUGCAAAACCGAAAAGGGGAUCAACCGUGGCUGUUUUCGGAUUGGGAGCUGUAGGCCUUGCAGCUGCCGAAGGAGCCAGGUUGUCUGGUGCUUCAAGAAUUAUCGGUGUUGAUUUGAAUUCGAGCAAAUUUGAAGAAGCAAAAAAGUUUGGUGUGACAGAAUUCGUGAACCCAAAAGAGCACAAAAAACCAGUUCAAGAGGUGAUUGCUGAGCUGACAAAUGGAGGAGUGGACAGAAGCAUUGAAUGUACAGGAAGUGUCGAAGCCAUGAUAUCUGCAUUUGAAUGUGUCCAUGAUGGUUGGGGUGUUGCUGUUCUUGUGGGAGUACCACACAAAGAAGCCGUCUUCAAGACGCAUCCAGUUAACUUUCUGACCGAGAGGACUCUCAAGGGUACAUUCUACGGAAACUACAAGCCUCGAACGGACAUUCCCUCUGUUGUGGAGAAGUACAUGAACAAGGAACUGGAGCUAGAAAAAUUCAUCACCCACGAAGUCCCCUUCUCAGAAAUCAACAAGGCUUUUGAGUACAUGCUUAAAGGGGAAGGUCUUCGUUGCCUAAUACACAUGGAGGAAUGAAAACUGAAAAAGCUUCAUCUUUUGAUGUUCUGUAUUCUUAAAUCCUAAAUUUUCGAUUUCGUCUUUCGGUUUUCUUUGUUUUCUCUAAGUUUGAUCUGCAUGUAAUCAAUAUGAAUCUGUUUGCUUCUAUUGGACAGUUUCUAUGAACAUACAUAUCAAUAAAUAAAGAAUAUAAGUGAAUAUAAAAUUGUAACUUCAGUUUGUGGAUUA